Messenger RNA from Microplitis demolitor, 2456 nucleotides. It is a transcript of the gene Oatp33Ea, whose product is annotated as solute carrier organic anion transporter family member 74D. Gene Ontology annotation, molecular function: protein binding. Gene Ontology annotation, cellular component: membrane. The coding region runs from base 214 to 2376 and encodes 720 amino acids. NCBI's taxonomy places the organism in Eukaryota, Metazoa, Arthropoda, Insecta, Hymenoptera, Braconidae. The record is from RefSeq and is a predicted model, not a curated record. The transcript has 8 exons. Gene Ontology annotation, biological process: transmembrane transport; sodium-independent organic anion transport.
AGCAAGAAGAUUAUCAUCAUAGCGCAAAGUCUCCUCGUUCUAUAGUAAGCCCGUGAUUAGCCGUGAGAUCGUGUACUUGAAGAGUAAACUCAUGAGAAGUUGUUACUAAUAGAAAAAAAACAUUACACCAGUGAAGUAGUUGUGCUUUAAAAAGAUCACCCUGGCUAAAAAAAAAUAAUUUAAUCCCCAGGCUUCCUAAGCACCAGGGAUAUUAUGGGCUUGAAAGCUGAAUGGGAGAUUGAUAAAAACGCAAGGACUGAGAAUAAAGUUAUGACUGAACCAACACCGACCCACUGUGGGCUGUGCGGUAUUUAUCCAAAAUGGUUACAAAAACGUGCGACACCACAUACAUUUAUUUUGGUCUAUGGUUUUCUGGGGCUCGUUCAAGCUAUGGCCUUCAUUUAUAUCGUUGUCACGCUGACGACGUUAGAAAAACGAUUUAAAAUUCCCAGUCAGACGACAGGUAUAAUACUGUCGGGUAAUGAGAUCUCACAAAUACUUUCACUGAUACUGAUGUAUUACGGUGGUGCAGGACAUCGUCCAAGAUGGCUAGCUGCAGGUGUAGGAUUCAGUGCAUUAUCAUGUUUUAUUCUAGUGAUUCCCCAUUUAAUCUACGGUCCCGGCAAGUCAGCACUGUCAUUAACUCAAGAGUAUUUAGAUCGGAGUGUUUUUUUAAAUUCAACUAAAACAGUUUCAACUAAUAGCCCGACUUACUUGUGCCCCGGUUCAAACGAACACGACAAAUGUGACGAGGAAGAUCUCAUGGACGGAAGUUUAUUGCCGCGUUUUUUGGUAUUUAUGUCACAAUUUGUUCUUGGAAUUGGGACGACCCUGUACUUUGGAUUAGGGCAAACUUAUCUUGAUGAUAAUACAAAAAAAUCAAACACCCCAAUGUUACUCGGGUUUACAUUUGCAUUAAGAACAACUGGACCAGCACUAGGUUUUAUUUUAGCUUACGCUUGCUUGAAACUUUACAUUGUACCGAAUUUACAUCCAGUUAUAACUGAUAAAGAUCCACGUUGGUUGGGUGCAUGGUGGCUAGGAUGGAUUAUUUUAGGUUGUUUGCUUCUAAUUUUCGCUCUGCUUAUUGCUAUGUUCCCAAAGCAUUUGCCGAAAGAAGAAAAAAAUAAAAACAAUAAUAAAAAUAAGAUAGAAGGUGAAUUGCCUCUAAAAAUCCACAAUGGGAUCGAAGGGUUGCCCGAGAUAACAUCCCGAGUUGACAAGAACCACGAGGAAGAAAACGUACACCAGCCUUCGUUGAAAGAUUUUCCAGUGACACUAAAACGUGUUUUUUCAAAUAAAAUUCUUUUUUGUAACAAUCUAAGCGCGGUCUUCGGAAUUUUUGGUCUACUUCCCUACUUCACUUUCAUGGCCAAGUAUCUGGAGGUACAAUUUAAUACUUCGGCUGCGGGUGGUACAGUUAUAACAGGUCCGAUUUCACUAGUCGGUAUGGUACUGGGCUUUUUAGGCUCGGGGUUUUUUAUAAGCAAAGUUAAGCCUCGACCAUCAAGACUUUUGAGUUGGAACGUUUUCGGGGGAUUUGUUGCUUUUAUUAUACAGAUCAGUUAUAUUUUUAUUGGUUGUGACCAAGUUCCUAUUGAGGGAGUCAAUGCUAUUACUAUGGAGGUUAAUUUUACAACAGUAUGUAAUCUUGGUUGUAAUUGUGAGGGCGUUAAAUACGCCCCAGUUUGUCACGAAGCAUCAAUGACAUCUUACUUCUCAGCAUGUCACGCUGGAUGCACAAGUUUAAUUGACGCACGGCACUAUGGCAACUGUAGUUGUGUACCAAAUGCUGCAAACUAUCGUGACAAUAGUGAAAAAUAUUAUAAUUACAAUAAUAACAAUAAUUAUAACUCGACGACGAUAUCAAAAGAUUCAGUUGUCUUGGGACCAUGUUUAGGAAAUUGUGUUAAAUCAUACAUGACAUUUAUUGCACUGAGUAUGAUUUGUCAUUGUUUGAUGUCAACUGGUAAAAUAGGAAAUGUACUGAUUAAUUAUCGUUGCGUCGAGCAAAAAGAUAAAAGUGUCGCCCAAGGAGUUACACUGAUGUUCAUAUCACUGUUUGCACUUAUUCCUGGUCCCAUAGUUUAUGGUUUUAUUUGUGACCAGUCCUGUCUAAUUUGGGAAAAAUCAUGUGGCACUACCGGAAAUUGUUGGUAUUAUGAUAAAGAUAAAUUUCGUUAUCUAUUCAAUAUAACUGGAGCCUGUUUCACAUUCGUUGCCGUAAUAUUGGACACGUGUGUCUGCUAUCUCAGCAAAGAUUUGGAUUUAUAUGGAGCCAAUGAAGAUAAACGUAAAAAUUUUAUACUUGAAGAUACGACAAUAAGUGAUAAUAAAAAAGAUAAAAUAAUUAUUGAAUAUAAUGAAAAAUUAUAAAUAAUAAUUUUUGUUUUAUAAAUAUAAAUAAUAUAUAGAUAAAUAUUAUUUUUUUAGUUAAAUAAAUUUAUAAAAAUAUA